Molecule: messenger RNA, 3691 nt
Organism: Triticum aestivum (bread wheat)
Lineage: Eukaryota; Viridiplantae; Streptophyta; Magnoliopsida; Poales; Poaceae
Product: formin-like protein 7
Exons: 3
Coding region: 190-783 (197 amino acids)
Source: RefSeq, a predicted model, not a curated record
CCCCAUCGCACCCCUCCUCCCUGCUCCCAAUGUCCCCGCCGCCGCCGCCACCUCCUCCCCGUACCCGCCCCCUCCCGAUCCAGUCCUCUCCCACCCACCGCCGACCUCGCCGUCCUCCUCACCCACCACCGCCGACCUCGUCUCUCCCUCCCCUCUCCGCAUCUCCCGGCCACCUCUACGCCCGAGGAGAUGGAGCGAGCGCCCGAGUGCGCCCAUCCUCGCAGCCUCCUCCCACGAUUCCCCGCGCCCGAGCCCCACGAGAGGAGCUCCUCCUGUGUUUUUGCACGCCGCCGCCGGCGACCACUAGCCACAGCUUGCCGGAGCCAGCAGACGAUGCACUUCGCCGCCAUGGACGCUCGCGUCCCCGACCUUGCAGCGCGCCACCCCGAUGCAAAGUCCCUCCUUGCCGUUCUGGCGCCGCUGAGCCGAAGCCUCGCCCAAGUCCAAGCGCCGCCGACGUUUGCCUCCUCGCCAUGGCCUCCCCUGCUUCGUCUGCUUUGCGGACAGAGCUCCGUCUCCGUCAACGUGUCCUCCCGCCGUCUCUGUUCGCUGUCGGGCUCAAUCGACUCCAGCAGCACCCCCACGGUGUCGCUCCGCUCGGCACCCGAGCUUGCAGUAGCAGCUCUCUUCUCCAGUGCGCCCACCAGCCAGGCCGUUCGCCUCCAGCUCUCCGCUCUGGCUCUGUAUUGCGUUGUUCAUUCAAUCAGGGAUCUAUUCCAAGGUCUCGGGUCCGCCCUCUCCAUGGAGAAAGGGGAUAUCUAUUCAUUUUGCUUAAGUGAUUAAUCAGUGAGCGUGCGUGCUGAAUAUGUUCUCCACUGUCAAGGAUUUAUUUAUUGUCUUGUUAACUUCUAGCUACCUGCUGCUUGCGUUGCAUUGCAUUGCAUUGUGUGUCAAGUGAUUAAUCAGCGUGCGUGCUGAAUAUGUUCUUCACUGUCUAGGAUUUCUGCUGUGUUUUUUUACUUGUAAUAAAUACUGUUAAAGUAGCCAGCCACUAGGAUCUGAAGCGCUCAAGACCUGUGACAGUUUUGCUUGAUUUUCCUCUUCAUACUAGCUAGUUUCUGAAAGGAUCUUGAUUCAAAUACAUUACAAUCUGCUCAUUUUUUUUAUCCCCAAGCAGAGGCUCUAGUAAUGAAAUUGCUCUAGUAAUGUAAUAGGCGUGGGACUGUUCUGCAAACUAGCAUGUGUAGUGCAACACAUUAUUCAGUCACCACUUCUUUCCUGCACAUUAGUAGGGUAGCUGCAUUAUCUGUCUAUUUCUCUUUCCUUUAUGUAAAUAGUUGACAUGAUGCCAUAUUGCAGUAUUGCAAGUUAGGAGAAACAAGUUUCAAAAAUUGAUUUCUCCACCUGCUGCUUCCAUUCUUAUUAAUCAGUGUGCCAAUAAUAGCAUCUGUUUUGAGGCGACUCCAUCCCGUUCGUGAUAGUAAUUUGUUUAAAACCGCAAGGCAGCUUUGCUUUCUGCAGUAUCUCCUGCCUUGUUUUGUUCUGUCGACUGAGGCCUGAGGCAGAGCAAAGGCUUGCCGAUUAUUGCUUACAACGCCAAGUUGCAAUUAGCUGGGAUGUGUAGUGUGGCUAGCUUGUGUUGAUUGGUUUUGAGAUAUAAUUGGAAACUGAUUGUGUGUCAGUACAACAAACGUGAUGAUUUUUUUGAAUAGCAAAGAUGCUGAUGGAAGUGUCCUUCCAUUUGUGAUUCUAAUUUGCACUUCUCGGUCAGAGGCAUCUCCAGUACGUGACACACUUUGGAUGUGCAAACGAAUAUGUGCGUGUUUCACAUAUUACGUGAGAAAUUUUUGUUAGUUCUCGGCCAUUAUAAUUUGGAUCCACAGCUUGUUUGCCUCGCUUUGCUAGGCUGUUUGGGAACGUAUGUCAUAUAUAGGCGUAGUUUUCUUUUUUUUUUACAGGUCCAUGGCCGUGUAGGAAUUGGACUCAACUCAUUGCUUUGCAUGGCAGUCUAGAAAUCAUAUGGGGUAUGGAGACAUCAAUACAUGGUUACUUUUUAAUAAUAUAAUAGAUUAGCUGUAAAUGUGCCCCCCUUACCGAAGAAGAUAAGAAUCCAUAUGUGUUAUGCAAAAUUAACUUUGUCAUCUUGUAAGCGCUCUAGGCAGUGUCUAGAGGGUGAAAAAUAUGAGAACAAAAAAGAAUUACUGGAUUAAUUUACAACAUCCAUCCUUUACUUCGUUCAUGUCAUUGUUGUUUACCCCUGGGAGUAUUUUUAACUUGAAAAUCUCUGGUGAACUGCCAUUUAGAGUACAUUUGCUUGCUCUGUUAAUUUUUUUGGGUUACUCCAUCUUGCUCUGUUAAGUGAAAUUAGAUAUGUGGAGUAGCAGCAGUAAGCUAGACCCUCCAUCAUGCUCUGUACAUAGUCAAAGCUACUCCAAGUUAGCAGUAGUACUGUUAACUUCUCAAUUUGCUUGGAUUACAUUUAAAUUGUAGUACUCUAGUACUCCAGUAAUUUUGCUUAAGAGUAUUUAACAAGAUUGAACUGUAUUUGUGCGGAGUAAUUUUUCUUGGAGUAUUUAACGAGAUUGAACAAGAUUUAACUUUUCAACAUUUAACAGUACUUUUCAGUAAGUGUUCUAAACAUGCUUCUGAAUAUUUGCAGAUUCUGAACAUGCAAGCAAAUAUGCAGGAGUAAACAAGUUCUUGCAGUAGAUAUUGUAAGUAUUUGUUCUGAACAUGGUACUGUCACCGAAGAUAUUGCAAGUGGUCUGACAAGAUUUUCUCAAUUUGCAAGUUUAGUUACUUUUCCAGUUAAUUAAUUGGACAUCUUGGAGUAGUUAGAAAAUCAUGAAUUAUUUGCAGAAAUUCGUAGAAGUAUUGUACUCCAGUGUGCAUUACUUACAUAAACUUGCUUGCAAGCUUAUUUUCUGACUUUCAUAUUCUGAAACUGAAAAGCUUAGUUAAAUUCUAUUAAGUUUUAGUAAUAUUCAGUGGGGUGGAGUGUUUACUGUAAAUUUUGAACAUCACAGUAAUUUCCCUUGCUGUUAACUGCUGUAGCAUUAGGAGUAGUUUUACUGCAGUACUGCUUGAACUACUCCAAGCAUUAGGAGUACUGUAAAGCGAGUAAAUGGAGGGCGAGGAAUUUUUACUGCAAUGUAGGAUUGCACAGGGAGUUGUUAGUAGUAGAUGUUGAUGAUCAUAGUCAGGAGAUGGAGGGUGACACACAACCAUGGAGAGGAGCAGCAGCUCAAGGUCCUUUCUCCUCCACGCCACCUCUGCCCCUCUCUCGUUUUGAUUUGAUAUGUUGGGUUCCAAGAUUAGAAAUAUUUUUUGUUUCCAUCUUUAUCCAUGUUCUAUCAUUAACUCUGAGAAAAUGUUAUGUUUUUGCUGAUUAGUGGCAGUACAUCUUUGCUUUACUAUUCCUAGCAGCUGCAGUUCAUCUACCAUAAACAUGUUGUGUACAUUCUGAACCCCCAAACAUGACACAAGUGAUAUGUAUAUGCAGCAGGGAAUCGUCAACGUGUACAGUUUGUUUACUGGAAUGUAACUUGUACAAUUUUUACUUGAAUAUGUUCAGUUAUGAAGUCGUGUAGUUGUUUUUUCUCAUCAGUUCUAAAUUGCAGUACUUUACUGAAUUGUUGAUGAUGCUGAAUGAAUCUAGCUUGUUGGGUUCAGUCUCUUGUUUAGAUGGAAUAGCACCCCAUCACCUGUUGUUGUUGUUAUUCACCCUAUCCUUGCUGUUCUAUUUUCUUCU